Messenger RNA from Alnus glutinosa, 1380 nucleotides. RefSeq names its product transcription factor MYC1-like. Lineage: Eukaryota; Viridiplantae; Streptophyta; Magnoliopsida; Fagales; Betulaceae. Gene Ontology annotation, molecular function: protein dimerization activity; DNA-binding transcription factor activity; transcription cis-regulatory region binding. The coding region runs from base 7 to 1380 and encodes 457 amino acids. Gene Ontology annotation, biological process: regulation of DNA-templated transcription. Gene Ontology annotation, cellular component: nucleus. The record is from RefSeq and is a predicted model, not a curated record. The transcript is spliced from 2 exons.
GAGAUUAUGUCUUCCUCUUCUUCACCAUCGCUUAUUGCCGCUGGUCAAUUGCAUGAAGCCUCACCCACGCUUCAACACCACCUCCAGCUCAUAGUUCAAAGCCGGCCUGAAUGGUGGGUCUACGCCAUCUUUUGGCAAACAUCCAAAGACAGCGACGGUCGUGUUGUUUUCUCCUGGGGCGAUGGUCAUUUCCGUGGCACCAAGGACGCCGGCGUCGCUUCCAAAGCCGAAGAAGACCAAACCAAAAACAAUGCGAUCACCAAAGGAUUCCAAGUUCUUUUUGAUGAAGACAUGGACGUAGAUAGGCUAGUGGACGGCCAUAUCACUGACUCUGAAUGGUUUUACACCGUCUCUGUGACACGGUCAUUUGCUCUGCCUGAUGGCGUUCUCGGCCGCGCGUAUAGUUGCGGGGCGUACAUUUGGUUGACAGGGUACGACGAGCUUCAAUUCUACGAGUGCGAGAGAGUUGAAGAAGCUCGUAUGCAUGGCUUUCGGACAUUGGUUUGUGUUUCAACUUCUCGUGGGGUCGUUGAAUUGGGUUCUACCGAUGUCAUCAACGAAGAUUGGAGCUUGGUGCGGCUAGUGAAGUUGCUUUUUGGUUCUGAAACUAUUACUUCUUCUCCGGUCUGCAACGAGGAAAACCACGACAAUCAGGUACAAUUUUCCAUCUCUGAUAUUUAUCUUCUAAAUAUGGCAACGUCAUCACAAGCUCAGUUGCAAGAGAAGGUGCAAUCAGAGGGUGAUGCAAAAGAAGGGCCGGCGGGUUUUGGCCGUUCAUCGCCUGACUCGGUGCCUUCUGACUCUAAUAGUCUUUUUGCGUCCGAGCAGAGGAAGAAAAGAGGAAGAAAGCCAAUCAUCACUGGGCACAAAGUGGAAGCGGAGAGGCAGCGCCGAGAGAAGCUCAACCGUCGAUUCUAUGCGCUGCGGUCAGUGGUUCCCAAUGUUUCAAAGAUGGACAAAGCAUCUCUACUCGCUGAUGCAGUAGAAUACAUCAAUGAUCUCAAGGCAAAAAUUGAAGACUUGGAGGCCAAACUUAAAGAACGACCAUCCCAAAAGGCCAAUAUUUUUUACAAUCAAAGAAUCAACGCCAUGGUUGGUCACACAAGGCGGCAAUCAUCAAGCAGUUUCACUGUAACUACAAUGGAAAUGAAGGUGCAGAUUGUUGGAUCAGAAGCGUUGAUCCGAGUUCAGUGUCCCGGCGUGAACUACCCUUCUGCAAGAUUGAUGAACGCGCUUAAAGAUCUUGAGUUUCAAAUUCAUCAUGCAAGCAUAUCAAACGUGAAGGAGAUGAUGCUUCAAAACGUUGUGGUUAAAGUUCCGGAUGGAUUGAAAAGUGAGGAGGUCAUGAGAACUGCUAUUCUUCAAAGAAUGCAGAAUUAA